Molecule: messenger RNA, 2799 nt
Organism: Ectocarpus sp. CCAP 1310/34
Lineage: Eukaryota; Phaeophyceae; Ectocarpales; Ectocarpaceae
Source: the annotation of a GenBank genome assembly
AUGUUUGUAGUUACCUUUGUGCUGUGCCGACUGUACCUUGGCAGGAUAAACGAGGGGGUGAAGAAGCUAGCGCACAGCCGCGCCGUCGGGGAGGCCGUGGGUGUCCACGCCCGGACCGUCCGGAAGUGGGUGACGGAUUUCUGCAAGGACGGCAAGUUCGUUGUUCCCCAUCGAGAGUACGUGAAGCGGCAGCCCUUCUGCUAUAUCGACGACGAGGAUAUCAGAGAACAGUGCCGGGAAUACGUCGACGAGCGGAUUUACCGUCGGAAGAAGGGGCAACCUCGCUUUCGGGUCGCCGACUUUCAAAGGUGGGUAAACACCGUGUGCCUUAAGGAGGAGUUCGCCGGCGGUGGGGGCAUUUGCCGCAGCACAGCGCACGUCUGGAUCGCCCAGCUCGGAUUCAGGUGGCGGCGACACGGCAAGUGCGUGUACGUCGACGGCCACAACCGACCGGACGUUGUACAAGCAAGGAGGUUGUACACGGAGAAGAUGUUCGUCAUGCGUCGCUUGAUGUCCAUCCCGGAAAAAGUCGAAACCGUGGUGAUGGUGAAGGUCCGCGACGCGCGUGAUCGGGAGAAGACGUCAACGGACGACAGACGAGACGACAACAUCACCGCUGCGGUCGCUUGUGCGGAGCCGGUGCUCUGGCCGGCAGUACGAACGAUGCCCGACGGCGGGGUGGACUUCAAGCACGUUCUCGUCUACGGCGACAAGUUCACGGAGGCAACGGGCCACGACCGCUGCUGCACCCGUGUCUCUGUCGACGCGGGCGACCUGGAGAUGACCGGUCGGGGGGGGCACUACACCCUGGUGCCUGAUCGUGAAGUGCAGGAGUGCUACAAGGCGGAGAGGGUCAAGGAAGAGGCGCUCUUCUGGCCGGCGAAGCGUGUGGUGGCUGGCAAGGAGGAGUACAAGCACGUUCGCGUCCGCGACGGAGAGCAAUUGCGCGGGAGGAACUGCAAGCGUGUGGGAGAGUUCAACUGGAUCUCUGCCGACUGCGACUGCCACGACUGCAAGCGAACCCCAUUCGUCGACUCCUCGCGGGUGCCGUUCAACCGGCGCGACUUGUCCGCAAGUGACGGGCAAGGAGACUUCUGCCUACUCCCUGAUCACGAGGUGUUGGCCCUUUAUUUUCACGACGAAACGACGGCGAAGGAGAACGCCGAUGGCGGCUGCCAGUGGAUGGAUGGUCAAAAAGGAGCCGCCAUCAAGAAGAAGGGGGAAGGGCGGGCCGUGCACGUGUCUGACAUCAUCGGCGUGGACAGAGGCGUUGCGGUGAUCGGGAAGGAGGCCUGGGGCAUGAUGCAGGAAGACAAGAGCGUCGGGUACGCUCCGGCGGUUGAAGUCAUCGCGCAAGGGCCCGCUACCGGGGACGGGGACGUGUCUGAGUGUUUCGUAGUCCGUCAACGCUACGAGCGAUCUGGGAUCUACUUCGGCAGGAAGGAGGGCGACGGGGAGGAUGGCCACGCCGUCAAGUUCGUACAGGAUGCGGUGGAGUUGUUGAAAGCGAUGCCAGCUGACUGCGGAGUGACCAAAACCAAGAACGACCCGCGCACCGGGGCGGUUAUCAUGACCGUGGGGCAAAACUCGGACGGGUACUGGACCAACGACAGAAUGUGCAAGCAGAUUCCGGGGUUGAUCGCCAUCCACGAGCUGACGAGUGAGCCCCACCGCCCAAUGGUGAUGGUCUUCGACAACUCCACGGGGCACGCCGCGUAUGAGGAAGGCGCACUGGUGGCUAGCCACAUCCAAAAGAAGCCGGGCGGGGGGCAGCUGGAGGAGGAAGAGAGGGAGGCGGCGAAAAAGGAUCCAAAAUACAAGAGGCCCAAGUUCGGCAGCAGCCUUGGAGACUUCAAAGCGGGCGAAAAAGUACGGACUACCGGCCGUACCUCAGGCCUGAUCGGCCAGGCGAAAGGCGGACAGCAGCUGCUCAUGGAGUUGGGCUUGUGGUACGUUCCUGGCCAGGCUCCCAUUCGGGUUCUCGAGUGCAAAGCGUGCAAAGAGGAAAGGAAGGCAAUAAAGGCAGCAAUAACCGCGUUCAACCGCGGCGGAGAGGCACGGCAGCAGGCGUUGGAUGAUGCUGCGCGCGAAGACCAGGACGGUGGAGGAGACGGUGCCUCGCCAGAGGAGGGGACAGAAGGCGGGGCGGCUGGCAACCGUGUCGGCAUGAGGCGUCGCUGCUGCAUUAGGAAAGUUUUUGCAGAGCUCAAGGCGUUCAAGAUGGAGCUCAACAAGAUCGAAAAUAUGUUCAAGAAAGCGGGGCACAUCUGCAUAUUCUUGGCGAAGUAUCACCCAGAGCUCAACGCCAUCGAGCGGUACUGGGGAUACGUCAAGCACCUCCUUCGCCUCUCCUGCGAGUACUCUCUCCCGCAUAUGCUUGAGAUUCUGCCAGGCGCCUUGAGUGGCGUCCCGCUGGGGUUUGUUCGCGGGUGGAGCAGGGUGACGUGGCUGUAUCUCGAGGCCUACGACGAGGGAUUGGUGGACUACCUCGAGGUCCGCGACCUCAAGAAGUGGUUGAGCCACCGUUCCCCCACGGAGAGGGGUGACUCCGUGGUUCUGGCGAGGGCAGGGGCAGGGAAGACGGAGGAGGAGAAGAAGAAAGCAGAGGAGAAGGCGCUAGCAGCCGCGCAGGAGCUGCGUACUGAGUCGAUUAAGAGGGCGAAAAAAAAAUUCAAAUCGUUCAAGCACAAAAGGGCGCUGCUCUCGCUGUGCGAAAAGCGCGAGCUGCGCCCGCGGUCGCGGUCGCCUUUAACUUUGAAGGAAGCGUUUAGGUUGUUGGUGAGAUUCCUAGGAAAAUAA